Molecule: messenger RNA, 1050 nt
Organism: Botrytis fragariae
Lineage: Eukaryota; Fungi; Ascomycota; Leotiomycetes; Helotiales; Sclerotiniaceae
Product: putative gnat family protein
Exons: 6
Coding region: 1-1050 (349 amino acids)
Molecular function (GO): acyltransferase activity, transferring groups other than amino-acyl groups
Source: RefSeq, a predicted model, not a curated record
AUGGCACAAUACGCAGCUCAAUCUGAGCGUCUUUGGCUAGAGCCAUUGACCGUAGAGAAACAUCUCGAUGGCUAUCACAAAAUGAUCUCUGAUCCGCGAGCUAUUUCAUGGACAAAACCAAGCGAGUCCAUCGCGGAGAGUAAAGCAUACAUGAUUGAAAGAACACCGAACCCCGAAAAGCCGUGGAUUGAGAACUAUGCAAUUCUACUUCGGCCGACAACACCUACCUCCGCCGAUCAAAAGCCUGAGCUGAUUGGCGCAAUUGGAGUGAUAAGAGUCGAAACUGGGCACGGCGCGGAAAUUGGUUAUGGUAUACAUGCUGGUUAUCACGGUAAAGGAUUUGCUACUGAAGCUAUGAAGCUAUUUUUGGGGCUAUACUGGAGUAAAGAGAGAGAGGGAGACUGGAACACAUUGUUAGCGGCUAUAGACCCCGAGAAUAUUGCCAGUCAGAGAGUAGUAAAGAAGGUGGGUUUUAAAGAAGGAGACUUGCAAGAUGAAGAACACGAAGUAUGGGUCAAAGGGGGCAAGGAGAAGAAACCUAUCCUAUCCGAGCCUCGUAUCGCGGAAUGGUCCACCCGAGCACCAAAUACUCAACUCGAGCAGACAAAAGGAAGGAUCUUAGAGAGUAUGUCCAGCGUCCAAUUUCCAAUGUGGGCAAUCAUGGCUCCGACAACAUCGUCCGUUCCAGCAUCUGUGGCGGAUAAGAGAGAAGGGCAAGAGAUGGAAAUGAUUGGUAUCAUCGGAAUAUCCCAUAAACCAGAGAAUGUGGGGUAUAAGAUUCAUCCAGAUCAUUGGGGUAAGGGGUACAUGACAGAAGCUUUGAGAUUGUUUGUAGAGAUGUUCUGGAAUCUUGAAGAAAAGAAGUCCUUGUCACAAAUUAUAGCGGCUUAUACUCCCGGUAAUGAUGCCAGUGCUAGAGUGCUCGAGAAAGUGGGUUUCAAGACUGGGAAACUACUCCGCGGGGAGAUUGAGUUAUGGUUUGAUCGUGGUCAAAACCGGAAAAGCGAUAUUCAAUGCAUGUACAUAGAUCGUCCUGGGUCUAAUGAGUAA